AUGGCCGACGAGAGCAAAAUGCAUCAAGCCAUAAACGCCACCACAGUGAUCCUCGAAGCAGCCCUGGAAACCUCUGAUCUCAAAGAGUAUGCGUGUGAACUCCUCGGAGCCAAGCACGUGCAGUACGAGCAAGGGCAGCUUGGAUUCUGCUACCUGAUCAAGCUUGGUGCAUAUUACACACUAACCGCUGGUACAUUUAUACUCCAGCAGGGUGUAUGCGAUGAGAAUGGGAACUGCGCGUUUCUGCUGGAGGUCGCACUGAGAAUGGUGGGAGGACUUGUUGGAAGGGCCCUUCCGUCGGUGUGUACGGCCGUGUUUGAGGAGCUCUGGAGCAGUUGUAAUGGGAGCAUUGGUGGCACUGCCCAGAUCUCGAUGACUGGCUCUCAGACCGGAACCUAUCCGAAUGAUUCUGUGGUGACAUGUCCGGCUUGGUCAGCCGGGACGAUCGGCGAGGGAGUGGCCUGGAACUGGAGUGUCUUGCCGAGAUGA
This is a messenger RNA of Aspergillus heteromorphus CBS 117.55, 489 nucleotides long. RefSeq lists its product as uncharacterized. The transcript has a single exon. The record is from RefSeq and is a predicted model, not a curated record. The coding region runs from base 1 to 489 and encodes 162 amino acids. NCBI's taxonomy places the organism in Eukaryota, Fungi, Ascomycota, Eurotiomycetes, Eurotiales, Aspergillaceae.